AGAUACGGUCUAAGUCGGAUUUCAAGACCAAGGAGGCUCAUUUCACAUCUUGAGCCACGAAUCCCAUCAAGUUUCUAUUAAUAAUCGUCUACCGACCAGAUUUUGCCGGACAUCAACUUGAGUAACAAUGUCACCGGCGACUUUAUUCCCUGGAGUUGCGGUGAUUACGGGUGCUGGAGGAAUAGGCAUUGGAGCUCAUACUGCAUUUGCAUUUGCGGCGGAAGGAUGUACAAGAAUAGCUAUCACAGAUCUGAAGGCGGACUUGCUUCAUCAGACUACGGAGAAGAUCAAGGCUCUGAAUGGAUCAGCUGAGGUACUUUCGGUGGCAGGAGACGUAACAGAUUCAGAAUUUGUCGAGUCAUUCAUGAAGAGUGUGGUUGAAAAGUUUGGACGAAUCGAUUAUGCCGUCAACUGCGCUGGAAUCUUGGGCAAAGAUCAGCGGUCUGGGGAGAUGGAUAUCUCAUCAUUUGAUGCCAUCAACAAUGUCAACUAUCGUGGAUGCUGGAUUUCAUCACGAGCGCAACUUCAGGCAAUGGUGCAACAGGACCCACUCCCUUCAAGCAAGCCAGGGCGACCAGGGUCGCGAGGAGCGAUUGUCAACAUUGCGAGUCAACUGGGAAUUGUGAGCCGGCCCAACGCACCGGCAUAUUGCGCGUCCAAGGCUGCGGUGAUUGGGAUGACCCGCUCAGAUGCGAUUGACUAUUCGAAGGACGGGAUCAGGGUCAACUGUGUCUGUCCAGGACUAAUCAAGACAGCAAUGACAACAGGGACCAAAGAGCUUGCUGAGUUGAUGGAACCUGCCGUGCAGAUUGCUCCAAUGGAGCGAAUGGGACUUCCUGAAGAAGUAGCAGACGCUGUCCUGUUUCUGUGUUCAGAGAAGGCAUCGUUUGUGCAGGGACAUGCGAUGGUAGUGGAUGGCGGGUAUAUCAUCAACUAGGAUCCAUCAUGUGCGUACGAAGUAUAUACAACAGAGAUUCCAG
Messenger RNA from Exophiala mesophila, 980 nucleotides. RefSeq lists its product as uncharacterized. Bases 128 to 937 code for a protein of 269 amino acids. Lineage: Eukaryota; Fungi; Ascomycota; Eurotiomycetes; Chaetothyriales; Herpotrichiellaceae. The record is from RefSeq and is a predicted model, not a curated record. The transcript has 3 exons.